GCGGUAGCAGUUUCCUGAAACUCCUGGGCCCCGAAUUCUGGGGACCCGUUUUGAGCCCCCUCGGAGGUGUCAUGCCGAGUUCUUUUUCUUAAGCCCCAGAACUUGGCUUCGGCCUUGGGAGGGGUGGGGGGCAAACUCAAGUUCUCCUCGUCCUCGAGCCGGCUUGCCCCGAGUUCUCGCGAGACCUGCAGGCGGAGCCGAGAGCAGCCCAACAGCCGGUUGAUCCGAGGAGCGAGCUCACCUGCCCCGGGAGCCUGGGACCCGCCCGCAGCGGCGGCCGCGCCCGCGAGCGAGCCCGACGCCCGCGGAGACCGCCCGGGAGGGACCCCGGCAGCGAUGGACGAGGACCUGGUGCUGGCAAUCCGGCUCCAGGACGAGUGGAACCUGAUGUCGGAGCGCGAGCGGGCCCAGGCGCCCCUGUCACUGGUGGACGCGUCGUGGGAGCUGGUGGACCCCACGCCGGACCUGCAGGCCCUGUUCGUGCAGUUCAACGACCAGUUCUUCUGGGGCCAGCUGGAGGCCGUGGAGGUCAAGUGGAGCAAGAGGAUGACCCUGUGCGCGGGGAUCUGCUCGUACGAAGGGAGGGGCGGCAUGUGCUCCAUCCGCCUCAGCGAGCCGCUCCUGAAGCUGCGACCCAGGAAGGACCUCGUGGAGACCCUCUUACAUGAGAUGAUCCACGCCUACUUAUUUGUCACUAACAACGACAAAGACCGGGAAGGGCAUGGCCCCGAGUUCUGUAAGCACAUGCAUCGCAUCAAUCACCUGACUGGCGCCAACAUUACGAUAUACCACACCUUCCACGACGAAGUGGACGAGUACCGGCGCCAUUGGUGGCGCUGCGAUGGGCCGUGUCAGUUCCAGAAACCCUACUACGGCUACGUGAAGCGUGCGACCAACAGGGCUCCCUCCGCGCACGACUACUGGUGGGCGGAGCACCAGAGCACCUGUGGGGGCACUUACAUCAAAAUCAAGGAACCGGAGAACUACUCCAAAAAAGGCAAAGGGAAGACCAAGCUCGCAGCAGCGGAGAAUAAAGAUAAAGCGAACGGAGUUGUGCCGUUCAGCGGGAGAGGCCAUGUCCUGGGAGAAACAAACAACCUGCCGUCCCCCGGGAGGGUCACCGCUUCACCUGCUGAUAAAGCCCAGCACCCUUCAGGUCAAGACCACUCAGCAGGUGCUGGGAGACGGAGUGCGAAAACGGAGGCGAAAUCUGAACACAACGGUUCCAGGGAAAAAACGGCCUCUGUGCUGAACACCGGUCGCCAGAACGUGGUGAGCAACUACUUUCCCCGAGCGUCCGUGGCCAACCAGAAGGCGUUCAGGAGCGUGAGCGGGUCCCCCACGAAGGGCGCAGCGGCGGGCGACACGGGGAAGGGCGCUGCCUCCUCCGCUUCUCAGAGAAGGACUUCCUCCUCCAAGGCCGCCCUCAGGAACUCGCUCAAAGCGGCGGAGGCCACGGCCGCGACUGCGUCCCGGGCCGAAGCCGAACCCCAACCCCAACCCCAACCCCCCAGGAAACGGCGCCGGCAGGAAGACAAGACGGUUUUUGACAAUUUUUUCAUCAAGAAAGAGAAAACGCGAAGCGGUGGCGGCGAUCCCCAGUGCAGCUCACGCCCUGCGGCUGCCACGCAGAGUUCCGGCAGCUCCACCAGCUCCACCAGCUCCACCAGCCAGAGCAAAACAGUGGCUUGUCCUGUGUGUCAGAGUGAGGUGCUGGAGGCUCAGAUUAACGAGCACUUAGAUGUGUGCCUUCAGAGCACAGAUGUGUGCCUUGAAGGCGAGAGCAGCAAAGUCAAAAGAAGAAGAAAUCUUUAAAAAAAAGAAUGGGUCUCACACACCAGCAGUGUGACCUCACCAUUCGUGUCAGUCACUCAGGAAGUUCUGGGAAAUGCUGAGACGUGUAGGUUAUAGUCUAGCUGUAGUCCCCAACAGAUGUUCUAUUUUCCAUAUACCUACGACACUGUAAUGUGAAAUAUUUGUCCAAGGUGCUAUAUUUAUAUUCACUCGUGCCUUACGUACACUGCAGCCCAGCUCUGCGUGUUUACAUACAUAGUUUUGAGAUACUCUUCUUUCUUGCUCUUAAGGGUUUUAAAUAUUUUAAUCUUUUUGUGUACUUCCCUCAAAAUAUUUAGUGAGGAAUUAAAUAUUUGGUUAAAUUGAGUAUUUAUUAAUAUUAAAACUCAUUCCUAGUACUGUUCAUGUGUAUAGUGUCAAGCAUAUUGACCAAAACACAAUCUAGAAUACAAAGUUAGCUGCGUUAGGGUACUCAAGGUUAUUUAAAAAACUUUUUAGAUUUUUUCCUCCCAAAUCUUAACAGGAAAUGCAUUUUAUAUACUUGAAUUUUAUUUGUUUGACUUUGGUGGUAACUGAUUUUAGGUGAAAGUAGAUAUCUUUUGGAGUAUUACUAGUCAAAUAGCCACUAUAAUUUUCUAGGCCAGAGUUUAGUUUUUUCAAAAUUUAGCAAAAUGAGUGGCUAAAACUUGGUGCUAAUUAAUUAAUAUAUAUAACAUAGCAGAGUUAGUUGCCUAGUUUAUGCGACAGUGAGCCAUUGUCUGAAAGUAGUAGUAUGACGCUAUAAGCCAAAGUUGAAACCAUUCUAAUAAUAGGAAUAUUUUAGUGAAGGAACCUCCUUUUAUCAGUUUACUUCUGUCUCCUGGCUAUUCCUCCAGCAUAUUGGCAUAUCCCUAAGACGUGCGUUCCCAAGUUUUCUUUCUUCGGAACUUGGGUGCAACAUGACUUGUGUGUACAUGAGGCGCAGAGAUCCUCGGGGUGAAGCUGGGGCCCUGGUGGCGCCUCUACCCAGCUGACACCCCGCUCCCUACACGUGAGUUUUCUUCUCUCACCACAGGUUGGUUUAGCUUGUUUCUGAACUUCAUAAAGUAAGACUUUGUUGAUAUGUGUAGCACAAGUUCAUUCUUUUUUUUUAAAUUGCUCUGUAGUACGUAUGUGAAUAUGCCAACAUGUGUACAUCCAUUCUAAAUUAAUGGACGUUUGAAUUACUUUCAGUCCGAGCUGGUGAUUACGAAUAAUGCUGCUAAGAACAUCGUCAUUUUCUCGGGCAUGUACCCAGAAUUGGCUUGCGGGCUCCCAGGUUAUUUAUGGUUAGCUCUAGUAAAUUUUGCCCGUUGAUGCUCCUACCAGCAAUGUACGAGGGUUUCAGUGUCCAGUUAUUAACACUAUUAUCAAUCCUUGUCAUUUUAGCCUAUCUGGUUGACAGUUCACAAGUUUUGAUAUUUCUUAAGUGUGAAGUUGAAAAAUAGUAUUUAAUAAAUACAAAUUAUUUUAAAUGUGUGUAUUAUGUUGAAUAUAUGUAGUUACACAUUUUGAGCCAAAACUGUACAAGGUUCUGAGGCUACGAAGUAAAUAAGAUAGUCCAAGUCUUCCCGUAGCUGUACAGCCUGCUGGGGGAGGAGACAACGGCAGGGGAAUUUCCAUAUGGUAAGUGCUGCCAAGGUCCCUACCAGGUGCUGUGGGCCUUAAGGACAUGGGGGGACAGCCCAGGGCCCUGCUUCAGGGGACGUUCCUUGGAGAUGACAUCCGAGUUGCUCUAGGGCGAGCCAAGUUGGCCUGGUAAGAGGAUGGAAAGAGUUGAAAAGAGAAGAAACACAGAAAAUGCCAGGAAAUAGAGCAGCCCAUUCUACCGGGAGAACUACGCUGUCCACAGGAAUAGAGUGAAUGUGAGGGACAUAGCGAGAAUUUUGAGGGCAGCGACCCUAUCUGACGUUGUCCGUGUGGUCCCUGAAAACACACCUGUUGGUUCAGGUGGGGUGGCGCACCUGGGACGCCAGCUUGUAAGCCAGCCAGCAUCUGAGAAGUGUUUGAUGGAUUCUCUGCAGGCAACACAGAUGGGAGGAAGAAGGCAGUGGGAUGGAGGAUGGCAUGGAGAAGUAUUUAGGUGUAAAAUCAAGAGUUGGUCGGUUUCAAGCAAUGAUGGAAGAAAUAUGGUUAGCUAUAGAGAAUACUGAAAUUAAAUUUGUCACUAAGUCUUCACUUUAACCUGCUAAAUACUUUUUAAGAAUUCUGUUACUCCCAAGUCUGAGUCGUUUACUCUAUCAAAGAAAUAGUUUUCUGUUCUAUUGAUUAGGUUCUUCCCCUUUAAAGCAAACCUCAUACCCUAAUACGGAGCUGGUGAUUCUGGGACCACCUCUAAAUGCUGCCUCCCUCAUUUAGGUAGAUGGGGAGUACACUUCAUUUGGGAUUUCUGAAGUCAAGGUUAUAUGCUAUCUAGCAAAACUAACUCUAAAGUUAGUGUUUUGUCUUUAUGACAAAAACUUCUGACGGUUCCAAAGCUCUGAGACUACUAUUUCCCCGAAGCUGAUAGGGUUUUUAAGUAAAUUAGAAAGUCAACGUGAAACAGCCGCUGGAUCUUGGCAAACGUGGUGCCCAGCUGUGAGCCCAAGGCCCACCCAGCAUCGCGUCUCAUCGGGCUGCGGGAGGACAAAGCUAAACGCUGUGGUUUGAUCAUCUUUACUGAGAGGCAAUCGCUGCCUUCCUUCCUAGCAAUCGGUUGUGGUGGCUGACUAGCAGCAGAGCCACCACAUGAGGAGAAACUCUAACGUACAAUCAUUAUUACGGGUCAGAUUGCUCCGGGAGUGGAAAUGAACAGAAAAGGGUGCGAUGUGGAGAUCAGCUCUGGCUUGCCUUUAUUUUUUCUGACAUUCCACUAGAAUAUUAUAAGUUGUAUGACCACAUACUUCAUCAUCACAUGAAAUAGAAAGUAAAAGACUUUCUUAAGUGA
Molecule: messenger RNA, 4738 nt
Organism: Myotis daubentonii (Daubenton's bat)
Lineage: Eukaryota; Metazoa; Chordata; Mammalia; Chiroptera; Vespertilionidae
Gene: SPRTN
Product: SprT-like N-terminal domain
Biological process (GO): DNA repair
Cellular component (GO): nucleus
Molecular function (GO): polyubiquitin modification-dependent protein binding; metalloendopeptidase activity; single-stranded DNA binding
Source: RefSeq, a predicted model, not a curated record